Messenger RNA from Acaromyces ingoldii, 364 nucleotides. RefSeq lists its product as hypothetical. The record is from RefSeq and is a predicted model, not a curated record. Bases 83 to 307 code for a protein of 74 amino acids. Lineage: Eukaryota; Fungi; Basidiomycota; Exobasidiomycetes; Exobasidiales; Cryptobasidiaceae. The transcript has a single exon.
UAUUCAAUCCUCUGCUUGUUGGAUUCAGAUUGAUCGAGAAAUAUCUUUAAGCGCAAAGCGCACGUCAUUGCACUGCCACCACAUGGCUGCCAAAGUUGUGGCUUUCCGAUUGCUCGGCCAGAGGGUUGCCUCUUUCUUGAGCCUGCGGUCGGCGGAGGGGCAGCCAAAAUCGCUUCUUCAAAGAUCACUCUUGCUCGAAGGAGCUUACCGAUGGAUGUUCUGCACUUUGAGAGAACGAGAAGCAAGCUCAAUGGCCAAGAUGGUUCAUCGCGUGCCUCACACAGGACAAGGGGUGAACACGUCUUGAAGAAAAUAGCUUUGGUUGCAAGACGGAAGCCGAGUGCCGAAGAUGACUUUGUAUAGG